GCGUGCUCGGGCUCCAGACGCUGCAGACUUUGCACCAAAACACAGCUGAGCCGCGGCUCUGUGAACCCGAAGCUCUGUGAACCUGAAGCUCUGUGAACCUGAAGCUCUCCUCCGUCUCUUCUGUUGAUGCUCGCAGCUCCUCUGACGGGCCUGCACCUCCACCGCGAAGAAGAUGAAGCUCGAGAUCACUCUUCUUCAGAUUCUUGCUGUGCUCUUCCUGCCUGGAGCAUGGACUCAGAGCAGCACGAGUGCUCUCGGUGCGGUGGUGGAAACUAAGAACAUCACCUUCCCUGCGGGGUCCAAGGCCGUGCUGCCCUGCCACAGCCCCCGCAUGGUGUGGACCCAGGACCGACUGAAGGACCGUCAGAGGGUGGUGCACUGGGACAUGGUCCGCAGCAGCCCGGAGUAUUCUGUGGAGAGAAUCCUGGACAUGUCCCCCGGAGGCCGCCAAAGGGUUUACAACGGUUUCAACAAAGGACGCGUUUCCGUCCCAGACUCGGCUUUCAACGACGGCAACUUCUCCCUGGUCAUCGACAAUGUGGUCACGACCGACAAAGGAGUUUACACUUGCAAUCUGCACCAUCACUACUGCCAGAUUCACCAAUCCAUUCAAAUCCAGCUCAAUGUCACAAAGUCAGUUCGCAAAGAGAAACGUUACUGGGAUGGAGAGAGGACUGUGUUCGUGGUCUUACUGGGCAAGUCGGUGGUUUUGCCUUGUGUGAACCGGCGCUCCCUGUGGAGAGAGGGUCUCCAGGAGGACCAGCAGCAGGUGGCUCACUGGGACUUCCAGGCCCCGGGAGUGCGUCAGGACAGGGCCAACCGCCUGGUGGACCUCUACGCCUCGGGGGAGCGCCGGGAUUAUGGCCCGCUCUUUGCCGAGAGCAAGAUGAGCGUGGAGGAGGACGCCUUCACGGUGGGCGACUUCUCCUUGUCCAUCUCUGACUUGAAGCCUGUGGACAGAGGCCUGUACUCCUGCCACCUGCACCACCACUACUGCGGCCUUUACGAGAGACGCAUCUUCCGGCUCACCGUGGCACCAUCACUUCCACCUCCACCUCCACCCCCGCCCGCCUCCACCACAGCGCCCAGAAUCUUCCAGAAUGACGUGCCUGUGCCAA
Messenger RNA from Pleuronectes platessa (European plaice), 1118 nucleotides. RefSeq names its product matrix remodeling-associated protein 8. Gene Ontology annotation, cellular component: cell surface; membrane. Lineage: Eukaryota; Metazoa; Chordata; Actinopteri; Pleuronectiformes; Pleuronectidae. The record is from RefSeq and is a predicted model, not a curated record. Gene Ontology annotation, biological process: cell adhesion; establishment of glial blood-brain barrier.